Molecule: messenger RNA, 1230 nt
Organism: Babesia bigemina
Lineage: Eukaryota; Apicomplexa; Aconoidasida; Piroplasmida; Babesiidae
Product: membrane protein, putative
Exons: 7
Coding region: 1-1230 (409 amino acids)
Biological process (GO): attachment of GPI anchor to protein; protein localization to cell surface
Cellular component (GO): membrane; GPI-anchor transamidase complex
Source: RefSeq, a predicted model, not a curated record
AUGCUAGAUUUUUUGAUACUGGUGUUGGUGAGGGUGUUCGCACAGGCUACUGUGUAUGCAGUGGCGCCCGCUCUUCCAUUUUUCGUGUUGCGCGAAUCUCGCGAUGUGCUCGAAUACAUCGCGUUAGACGCCGCGUCGCGGCUCAAGUUCUUCGAGAACACAUCGCACUUCAUAUACAGUUUCACGUGGUUGCUUACAUCGGCUGUCCCGCAGCUGCCGGCGCUUGAUGUUACCAAGGUGCUCAUCCUUCUGGUAGACAUUGCUUCGGCGGCGCUAUGGUACAAUACGACGCGCCUUCUAAGCAACUCCGGGCUGGAAAAGAACAAGCAUGCAUCCUCGCCCUUGUUCAUUGCGGCUCUGCACCUGCUCAACCCGUUCUCGAUAAUGUACAAUGAAGGCUGCAACGCCGAUAGCGUACGCUAUUUUUGGGUUUCUCUCGCCACUUUCGCUGCUGUCAACAUCAAUGUAGAGCGUGGCGCUGGUAUUAAGCCGUACGUCAUCUAUCAGCUGGCAGCUUCCGGAUUUUUGAUCAACGGCGUGUUCAAGAUGUACGCGGUGCUGCCUGCGCUCACAAUGGUCGCCGUGCACAACCGCCUGCAACAGAGCAACGAGCCGUCCAUCACGUGGAAGGAGCUGAAGCAGAUGUUCGCGGUCAUUUGCCCGCACAUAUUCCUGACGCUCUCCAUUGUUAUCCUCUAUUACACAGCACGUGGGGAGAGCGUGGUAAAACGUGCGUUGGAGCUCGAGUACACCGGCCGCGGAACUGGUAUCGACUAUUCACUCUACUGGUACCUUCAUCGAGUCCUACCCGCCGCAUUCGAAGCAACAAACACGUUCAAAUCACAGAUGAUGAUCUUUGUGCUCCCCUUCCCGUUGUUGGUACUGCUGCGCAAGCGGCCAAUGGAGUGCCUGAUCACCACAUUUGUCAUCGCAAUUCUGCAGCACCCCAACCUCUCGUUGCUGGGCCUCUGGUAUAUCGUCUGCCUAUGCGCCCUGCAUUACCCAAUGAUGGACAAGACGAUCGGGUUCACUAAGAUGAUGAUGGUUGCCAUAGGGGCGAUGUGCUUCUCCGUUACGGCGUACGUUACGUGGGUGGGCCGCUACAUAGCCAACCCCAACUACUUCUUCGCCCCGCAGCUACUUAUAUUCGCAACCAUAUGUAUAUUGCUCGAGGACUACACUAAAGCGACGUUCCAGCUGUCUAAUUCAACGUCGCAGGUCCAUAACUAA